Molecule: messenger RNA, 2937 nt
Organism: Lingula anatina
Lineage: Eukaryota; Metazoa; Brachiopoda; Lingulata; Lingulida; Lingulidae
Product: G1/S-specific cyclin-E-like
Source: RefSeq, a predicted model, not a curated record
CCAUAAUCGUGCAUGCGCAAGAACAGCUGCGUACGUCCACUUGGCGGGACCGAGACUUGGCAGGCAGGCCCAGAUACCUCUUGAAGUUUGGAAGAUCAUGUCUAGAAGGAGUAUUCGCUUACUGAGGAAUAGAAAAACGAAAGAAGUCCCAGAAGAAAAGGAAAUCUUCGGACAGAAGAGGAAAGUGGAAGAGGUGGAUGAGGACUCUGACAGAGAAAUGCAGGUGAACAAAAGAAGGCAGCAGUUUCAGAUACAGAACCAAUGGGUCCCCAUCUCACAGGAUACAAAAGUGAUCACAAGUACCCUAGUCCCCACACGGCCCUCAGGACACCCCCUACAAGAAGGGGAAGGACACGAGAGAUUAACCCCACCAGACCAGAUGACGGGGGGCACAAGAUGGAGGUUUCAGAAUCUUUUCACAACACCAAUGUCACUAAGGCCGUCUCCUUUACCUAAAAUAAACUGGGCAGAUCACGAGGAUGUUUGGACAAUUAUGCUUAAAAAAGACUUGAUUUAUGCAAAUUCUAGAAAGCAUGAUGCCUUGAAUAGGCACCCAACUCUACAGUCCAAAAUGAGGGCCAUUUUACUAGAUUGGUUAAUAGAGGUUUGUGAAGUAUAUCGGCUACACAGAGAAACCUUCUACCUGUCUCUUGACUUCUUGGAUAGAUAUCUCACAGUGCAAACCAAUGUACAGAAACACCAGUUACAGCUACUAGGAAUAACAUGUUUGUUCAUAGCAGCAAAACUAGAGGAAAUCUACCCACCAAAAUUGUCAGAGUUUGCCUAUGUUACUGAUGGUGCUUGUACAGAAAAUCAAAUUUUAUGUAUGGAAUUAGUGGUUCUCAAGGCCCUGAACUGGGAUCUUGCCCCCAUGACAGUCAUCUCUUGGCUCAAUGUGUACAUGCAGCUCAUUGACAUCACAAACAGCAAGAAAGACUUCAUCCUGCCACAAUACUCAGCACACUACUUUGUGCAGAUAGCCAGGUUGUUAGAUCUGUGUAUGUUGGAUACAGGGUGUCUACAAUUCUCAUACAGUGUCAUAGCAGCCUCCGCUCUGUACCACAUGUCAUCAGAUGCCAUCGCAUUUAGAGUAUCAUCAUUCAAGUGGCUGGAUAUUGGUGCAUGCUCACAGUGGAUGGCAGCGUUUGCGCGUACUGUGCGUGAAGAGGGGCUAGUGGAACAAAAGUUCUUUCCAAAUGUUUUACACGAGGAAGCUCACAAUGUACAGACACAUUCUGUUGACCUCAAGAUGCUGGAAAGAGCACAAGAGCUUCAGCUAGAGAUAGAGCUUUCCUCACGAGCCAGUCCUGAUUUGCAACGACAGAGUCACGAGAUCACCAUGUUAACUCCUCCCUCUAGCAGUCGAAAGAGCCACCAAGAUCUGCAAUCAUAGGAUCAACUUGUCAUAUUCAUCUAGCCAUUUUACAGCAACACUUGGAGAGAAGAAAAGAAAGUAAGACUACAAUUGACAAGGUGCAAAAAGGCCAAGAAGAGGAGUAGGAUUUCUGUCACCGUGUUACAGACAACUACGGUUGGAUCAACAGCAAAGCUUGUUUCGGUGAAAAGAGCAAAGAUGGAGAGGUUUUUCUUUGGAUGUGAAGAAUAGUCUUCUUACAAGAAGUCUUCUUUUAUGUAAGGUUUCUUUUAUAGACAAUUUUAGCCAAAAUGAAGAUUCAGUAGUUGACCAAGAUUCAGCCAAGAUUUAAAGGGCCAUACAAUGAAACUUAGCACCCAUGUCUUAUAAUGAUUUGAUUAAGAUAUUAAAAUUGCACAAUCAUUAGUUGAUCAUAAAGUGAACAUCUUUUCUGCAUUUUAUAUUGUUCCUUGAUAUUUUACUAAUGCUGUGCAUUAAUUUAUUCAGUUGCUAAGUUGUUAAAUAAUUGGAAGCUUUGGUUUUUUUAUUAUCACAAACAUACACUGAACAUUUUACAUUUUGCAUUUUUGCAUUGUGUUAGACUCCUUAUUUGAAGUCUCAGCAGCAGAGUAGAGCUCAAAUAUGUGUUAAUUUCAUAUUAUUUAUUUUGGAUUUAUUCCAUGUUAUUGGCACUAUUGAUUUCAUCUUUUAAAUAUUUACUGAAUUUAGUUCUUAAGUCACAGCAAAUUUCAGUAAAAAAUGUUUUUAAAAACUUUCAAAUUUUUUAAUAACAUUGGUUUGUUUUGCAUUUAUGUUGCACAUGGGUUGGUCGAGCAUUUGACUGUGAUAGAUAUUGCAAAGAAGUGUGGUGUAAGUUUGAAAUACUUGAUGAUUCAUCGAAGAUUUAACAAAGCUUGUAGAUUGAAAUGGGUUAUUCAGACUAGGGAAGAUUGCAUGGGAGUAUCAAACUGUGAGAAAGUGCAUGUGAUUUUGAAUUAGUUGAAUUAGUUCCUUUUCAGCAAUGCACUAUUGGACUUGGUUUGACAGGUAGAACUUUGAAUUUGUGAUAUGCUUCAAAAGUAUGUUUUUGGAAAUUUUUAUAUAGUUUAAACAAGUAGCACAAGUUUCAAGGUUUGACUGAGGUUGGAGAGGACACUAAGUGGCCCGUGUCUUCAAUCUUGGGCAUCUUUUUAAGCUGUGGUUGAUUUUAGUGAUAAAGCUGCAUGGUGUCAUGAAGCACUUUUUCCCCCCUUAUUUACAGACCUGUUUAAGUUUCAUGCGCCAUGCCCUGUGCAUAAAUACCACCAGUCAAGUGUUCAGGUGCAGAUAAAGAGUCAUUUGAGAAAUGCACUGUUUCAAUGUAAUUAUGAGAAUUUUGCAAUCUAAAUACAUGUACUUGUAAUUACACGUAAAUAAGAGCCAGCUUCCGUUUUAAAAAUGGGUAGUUUUAAAAAUGGGCAGUGUUUGCCAGCUGGAGGUGAGGCUUUCAGCUGACUGCUAAUCUUCCCAUUUAAAUAUGAUUCAAUGAAAAAGCAGGGUGCUUUUGUGUAGUCAUGUACAAUCAUAAUAUGUCACUUUUUUAA